CUAAUCCCUUAAAUGCAAUUGCUGUCUUUUGUAGGAGAAAACUGACAUAGAAGGGACCUUAUUUGUGUACAAAAGGUCAGCUUCUCCUUAUCAUGGUUUUACGAUAGUGAAUCGACUGAACAUGCACAACCUGGUUGAGCCAGUAAAUAAAGAUUUGGAAUUUCAGCUCCAUGAACCUUUUCUUCUUUACAGAAAUGCUAGCUUGUCAAUUUACAGUAUCUGGUUUUACGACAAGAAUGACUGUCAUCGAAUAGCAAAACUCAUGGCUAAAGUGGUAGAACAAGAAGCUCAGAGAUCACAGCAAGUUUCCCAGGACAGAAAAAGUCCCAGCAGAACCAAUGGCUGGAAUGAAAACAGGCCCAUUGACAUCCUGGAAAUGCUUAGUAAAGCCAAGGAUGAAUACGAACGAAAUCAGAUUAGUGAUUUAAGUAUUGUAUCAAGUUCUGGAAUGCAACAAAAUGCAAAUCCUCCAAAGCCAGAAAGCACAGAGCCUUCAGAACAAAAAACUUCAUUACAAGUGCCAGAGCAGCUUGCAUUGAACCUCUGCUGGUAUGACCAUUUGGUAAUGAUACCAGUCUGCUUAGCUGAUUCAUUCAUACUUGGAUUGUGGAAAAAGCCAUUUCAGUCAAGGCAGAAGCAUCUGACUUUGGAGGAACUGUUUGGAACCUCCAUACCAAAGGAACAGCCCGCCGCUCCGUAUCCCAAUCCAGAGAGAAUGGAGAAGUUGCAGACUGACACUUCUGCCAGAGAGCAGCAUGGUUUGCUCUUGCCUUUUUCCUUUGACCAGUCAACAGUAAUGCAACAAUCACUAGGGAAAUCUGAAAGUCCAAGCAUUAAAAGCAGUGCCAAUCCUUUGAAUCAUUUGACACCUAUGCUAAUACCUCCAGCUUCAAUUUCCCAGCCUGAUACAAAAAAUGUUUCAAGCUAUUCAGUUCGUUUAAGCCCUAUUCUUAAUUCAGCCUCAACAAUGGAAGCUGCCCCUGCUCAGAUGCUUCCUGGCCUAAAACAAAACAACAGUAUAAUGCAAGUUAUGCAGCAAGCUGCCAAGCAGAUAUCCCCACUAGUGAAUCAGCCGCCAUCUGAAGUGAACCACGCUCCACAAAAUCUAAUGGCUGGCCAAAGCCAGCUUAUAGCACCCUUGACAUCAACAAGUACAGGAACUGUCUCAAAUACAUCCCAUACAAGUGUUGAUCUUCUCCAGAAACUCAGGUUGACCCCACAGCAUGACCAAAUGCAACAGCAGUCUCUCACUAAGACUUCCUUAACACCAAACAUCUCUGCCUCGGUUGGCCAACUUGCAACGCCAGAAAGCUUCAAAGAAUCUCACAGUAAGCCAUCAACCUUGAACAGCAAGAUAAUCUCUCCCCUUCAGACUGUACAACAGAACAAGGAAUCAGAAGUAUUUCCACAGCCAAAGACUUUGUCUAAAGCAAGUCAAGUUGCGCCUCCGCAGUUUGUCACAGCCACAACUACAGUAACACCUUCAAUCCUCUUGUCUCCUAGUGUUUUUCAACAAUCAGCUACAAAAGCUACUGAAGUGGAGAAUAAAGCCAAUUCUUCUUCGCCUUUAACACUUGGAACAACAGAAAUUCAGACUAUACCUCCUACUGUUCUCAGUAGGUCUCAGCUUCAGGAAGCACUGAUACAUCUAAUAAAGAAUGAUUCCCAUUUUCUCAGCACUAUUCAUGAAGUCUACUUGCAAGUCCUAACCAAGAAUACAGACAACAUUAAGCUAUAAUCGAAGCUAAAUCUACUUAAAAUAUAUCCAUUUUAGAAACAAUUAUGCCUCAUCUAUAAAACUAAUAUUUUUGUAAAAGAAUAUUUAGUUUUCAACUUCUUGAAUUUGAACCUGUUAGGAAAGACUAUUCCUUAGAUACUUAAGAAAGUAAUGUUCUCAGAAGCGAUCUAGGUUUUCACUGUGAUCAUCACCAGCAAACCUUUGUUUUUAUUGGGGAGGGGACUUGAGUUGCAUUUGAGCUCUCAUUAGCAUUAAGUGAAUGUGCAAAUGUUUGCUCUGGCUUUCAUUCCUAGCUGUAUUCACUGUCCAAGUAUUACAGACUCAAUACUAUUUAAACCAGCAUAUACAUAGUACAGUACACUACACCACACCAGAACAAACUUCAGUUGUGGGAACCUAGUUCCAGUUUGAGGGACUGAGGAAAAGGAGAGCAAAAUGCCUUGUGGUUAAGUUGGCAGAAGUGGGGAAGGAAUGGAUCUGGAAGCCAGGCCUUUGGAGCUAAAUCUUUAACAAAGGGUUUAAAAAUGUGAUUUGCUCAAUACGUUGACAGUCUCUAGCUAAUGCACAUAUAUUCACUUUUUAAAUAUUCCAUUAAUCAUAUUUGCUUCUGCGUCACUGACAUUAAACAGGUAUCCAAGUGAGUAAGGCCAUUUUCUCUAAAAACACAAAAUUUGAAAUAUGCAAAAUCCUUGCUGAUUAUCUUUUUUUUUUUUUUUUUUAAGUUAAGGUUUUUUUUUUUGAAGUUCUCUUGUUUUAAAUGUAUAGUAAGGAGACCACCACUGGAAGACUCUUCCUAUUCAGCAGUGUUUGAUAUAAUUUAAAUACUUUCUUUCCCUUCUAGCUUAAAGAUGGACCAUGUCAUAGUUGGCUUUCAUUCCUCAGUUGCAUUGGAAGUGCAGUGUUGAAAACUAUGCAGAUGGGGAACAAAUGCAUGCCUUUAUUCUGUUGCCCUCUCCCCAGAUUGUUAGUGCACACUUCAUAGUCUGUAGUUUAUCUAAUUAAAACGUUAUUGCUUCUUAUAUGUGAUUUAGUAAUUCGCUGUUCACUAAUAUAAGAACUUAACUGGAUACUUUCCCAUUUGAAAUCAGAAAAUUUCUAAUUAUAGUUCCUUAAGCUGCUGUGUUGGUUUACCCAUGGCUUGUAUUUAUUUCUGAAAGGCAUGCAAAGGUAAUUAAUAAGACUUCAGGUCCCAACUUUCUCCAGCAACAGUAGUUUUAAAGGAUACUUUUCCAGUAGAAAAGUUUUGGUUUAUUGAGUAAAGAGAUAAUCUUUAGUGAGUUAUGAUGCACUGCUGCUUUCUUUUCCCUCAAGCACUAUUGCAAUAUGAAAAAAAACUGUUUGGCUCCUCACAACGUAUAUGUAUGUGUAUAUAUCCUAAGGAUUAGUUAAUGUUGACAUAGUCAAGGUGCAUGGUCAUUUCAUUGGAAACUAGUAAUUGAGCUUUAAUUGUGAUUUGUUCACAAAUGGGUAUGUUUUAGAUACAACAAAUAUUUACAUUUUUAUGUACUUGAUCUAUUUUAGGUUUUUUCAUAGCUUUUUAGUGGAAAAUGUAUUUUGUUUAGCACUAUCUGCCUUCUGAAAAGUUGUUCUCAGCCUUUGAGUUUUCAGUGUUUCCAGUUAAAAUAUAUAGUAUUUUGUUAGAAAAAUGUGCCAGAUUCAGGGAAAGAUGCUAAUGUCAUGCACAUUCAUCAAGAAAAUAUAUUGGCUUUAAUGGUAGCAUUUUGAAUUCAGCAAUAUAAACUCAGCCUUGUUAAGGAAGAUAGGAGCUUCCUACAUAAAUUCUAGAGUUAUAAUACUCUGUGUAUGCGCAUAAACAAUGAGACUCAAAUUGGAUCUAAGGUCUAAACUAAUUUCUGUUGUUGGGUUUUUUUUAGAAAAGGUUUCACUAAAGGGACAAACCAAUGAGCAGUUCCUCUGAACAAAAAUGUAUAGGCUAAACCAAAUGCAGAGUUGCUUUUUAUCUGGAUUUAGCAAAGAUGAAGUCCAUAACUUCUCACUUCUUAUGGACAGUUUCCAGUUUCUUCAAAGGAAGAUUUGAUAAAAGUUUCUAAGAAUAGAAAUACUAGAAGCUGGUUGUGUAUGUUUGUACUGUUUGCCGAAUACAGUCAUAUCCAAAGAUCUAUAGAAAUUAUAGGAAGGAGUUGUGGUUUUGAGUUCUUCGGUCAUAUACAGUUGACAAAAGUCAUUCUGUUUAGAGUAGCAGUGCUGUUAUGAGAGUUUGACUCUACUUUGACUAUCCUUAACUUCUUUGCAGCUGUCCAGGAGCCCCCACAAGCAGUUGGCAGAUCCUUACUUUACUUUGGUUUUGUAGUGUACUAGUAGAAAUUGCAUUACUGCUUUACCCACCCACCCCCUGCCCCAACUUUCAAAAUGAAAGAGAAAACAGAGUUGAAAUCAUAGUUACUAGGCAGGCAUUUUUACAUCAAGCAAACCCAUUCAUCUUGAACACCUGUACAUGUUUGUUCUAACCUCUCGAUGUGUAGCCAGCAGACACUGGAACCAACCUAGGUGUCAUCCAGUGCACCAUAGGGAUUUAUGACAAGUGCCAGUGUAGUGGGUUUAACAGAUAAAUCUCUUUAAUCAAAAGUUGCAUUCUAAAACACAAGCUCAACUACAGUGUAAAAUUUGAAAUUUUUUUUUAAAUGUGGACUCUGUUAUUUAACAACUUUUUUUCCCUCUGUAUUUUAACUUUUUGUAUUAAUCUAAAACUACCAGCUUGUUGAAGUGCCCAGUUUCUGUUAUCCACAUGUAGCAAGUUACCAUGGGUCAUCACAGGAAACUAUUGUGACCAUUUUCAAGUGAUUUUUUUUUUUUUUUUU
Molecule: messenger RNA, 4557 nt
Organism: Egretta garzetta (little egret)
Lineage: Eukaryota; Metazoa; Chordata; Aves; Pelecaniformes; Ardeidae
Gene: DCP1A
Product: decapping mRNA 1A
Exons: 10
Coding region: 122-1738 (538 amino acids)
Biological process (GO): positive regulation of catalytic activity; deadenylation-independent decapping of nuclear-transcribed mRNA; deadenylation-dependent decapping of nuclear-transcribed mRNA
Cellular component (GO): P-body
Molecular function (GO): mRNA binding; enzyme activator activity
Source: RefSeq, a predicted model, not a curated record